Carassius auratus (goldfish) is the source of this 2632-nucleotide messenger RNA. Its product is annotated as butyrophilin-like protein 8. Gene Ontology annotation, biological process: regulation of cytokine production; T cell receptor signaling pathway. Bases 161 to 1873 code for a protein of 570 amino acids. Gene Ontology annotation, cellular component: external side of plasma membrane. The record is from RefSeq and is a predicted model, not a curated record. The transcript is spliced from 13 exons. Lineage: Eukaryota; Metazoa; Chordata; Actinopteri; Cypriniformes; Cyprinidae. Gene Ontology annotation, molecular function: signaling receptor binding.
UAUAGUACAUCAUCUGACCGUGUAGAAAAGAAAGAAAGACAAAAGGAGCACGCCUGGAUUCUCACUGAUCUGUGUGAUCUGUAGCUUACCGUUUAUAUUCACACUCCUCUUACUUUUGACUUCUGUGAUUUACUGUAACGGAGGAGUCGUUGUCUCCGGCAUGUUGUCGAUAAUUGUGGUUUUACUGGUGAAUCUCCUCAUAGAGACUUCAGUGUCGUUGACUGUGGUGGUUCCUGAUGAUCCUAUAGAGGCUCAUGUGGGAUCCACAGUGAUUCUUCCCUGCUGGAUCUCUCCUCCUGAGAACGCUGGAGCUCUGGAGAUCCGCUGGUACCGUCAGGAUCAGUUCAACAACCCUGUUCUCCUCUAUAAUCAUGGGAAGAUCCAGGACAUCCAGGAGGAAUCGUACAGGAACCGAAGCUCUCUGACUCUGCGGUCAGAUCAGUCUGGUGGACUGAAGGAUGGAGAUGUCUCUCUACAGCUGGAGAAACUUGGAGUACAAGAUGAUGGUUCAUUUCAAUGUUAUGUGAGCGGAGAAAAUUCAUAUGACAGUGAAGAGGUGACUCUCAAAAUCUCUGCUUCAGGAUCCACUCCUGUCCUGUCUCCAAAGUCUCUAGAUGAUGGGCGUGUGAACAUCAGCUGCAGGUCCAGCGGCUGGUAUCCAGAGCCCAGUGUCUCCUGGACGUCAGAUGAAGGAAGGGUUCUCCGUCCUGGAGGAACGUCUCACACUCGUGGAGCAGAUGAGAUGAUAUCUACCCACAGCUGGACGACCGUCUCUCUCUCAGACGCUCAACUGGUCUCAUGUUCAGUCUCUCUCAGAACUGGAGAAUUAAAAGAAGGAAAACUGAACAUACAGGGCAUCGUGUCUUCAGGUCCAUGGAAGGCUCUCUUCCUCACUUUUCUCAUCUAUGCUCUUCUGAGUUCAGUUGGGUUCAUUCUUUACAAAUACAGAGAGAAACUAAGAGGGAAGAAAACAGUAAAUAAAACAAAUUCAGAAGAACCAAAGAAAGACCAAGACUGUGAGGGGGGAACUCUGGAGAACAAGAAAAAAGAAGUUUGUGAGGAUGAAACUAUGGACAGACUGACAAAAGAAGAAGAACCAAAGAAAGAACCAGACUGUGAGGAGGGAACUCUGGAGAAAUGGAGAAAAGAAGUUGUGGAAGACAUCAAUAUAGAGGAACUGAGGAAACAUGCAGUUGAGAUCACUAUUGACCGUAAGCAUUCACAUCCACGUCUGAUUGUUUCUGAGGACUCUAAAAUGGUGAAGGAUCCUCCAGGAUAUAAACACACUCUAGAGGUAUUUCCAUAUCCAUUACAUGCUUUUGGAGCCCAAAGAUUCUCCUCUGGUCGUCACUAUUGGGAAGUAGAGCUGAAACAAGCAAAUUCACCUCCUAAAAACUUUUGGAUAAUUGGUGUGGAAGAGAGAAAUUUGACUAAAAGAAAAAGGUUCUUGUGUUCAGACGGUCCUCGUGGCUUUUACACCAACACUGAUCCACCAGUUAAACUCUCUCUGACACCGAGACCUGAACGACUGGGAGUUCUGUUAGAUUAUGAUCACGGUCAGCUCUCAUUUUACAACGUCACAGAGAGAAAACAUCUCCUGACCAUCAGCAGCCGAUUCUCUGGAUCAGUCGUUCCUCUCUUCAAUCCUGGUGUUGGUGAUCAGAGCUUGCUUACAAUCCUGGAUCUUCCAAAACCAGUAGAACCAGCUGAACCCAGUCCUUUACUGAGUAACAUGGUAGCUGUAGAAACAGCUGUAAAGGCCAGUGAUAAUCCAGAAACUGAAGAACCAGUCGAAUCCAGUCCUUUACUGAGUAACACUGUAGCUGUAGAAUCAGCUGUAGAAUUAGAUGUAAAGUCCAGUGAUAAUCCAUAAACUGUAGGAUCAGCUGUAGAGACCAGACAGUCUUUAACAACAGCUCAGAAAGCCUGACUGACUAAUUCAGUUUAAACAAAUGGGUGAAUGUACAAUAAAAUAACAUCUUACAUUAACAAACUACAAAAGAUUUAUUAAGAUGUAGCAUGGUGCUGGGAACAUCAAGCUCAUGGGAUUGUUUCCCAGUAAUCAUGUGUACUUUUAAAACAUACAACUUGAACACAGCAUCAUCAGUUCAACCAAAAGUCAAUAUAUGACAACUUCAGAUGAUGUCAUCCAGUCUUACAACAUCACCAAGACUACAAAUAUGAAUCCAUACACACUAUAAUAAAUAAAAGUGGACUUCAAAUAAAGUUUUAAGAUACAAAUUUGUUUUAGAAGAUCAGCUUGAUUAGAAAAACAAAGUCUCAACACAAGAUGCCAAGACAGAACUAUAGGAAAAAACAUGAACCAACACCAUCAGCUAUAAAAUGAUCUAUCAUGGACACAAACAAAUAAAAAUCUCCUCCAGACACUCAUCCAGGUAUUUGAGGCUGCAGCUUGUUUCACGUCUCACAUCACACACCACAUCGCUCUCGCUCGCGCUCGCAUCAUUUAAAUGCAACUUCUGUCGUCUUGUACCUCAGUUAUUGACUGUAUUUACUGUAAAAUAAACCAGAGGACCGUUAAUAGCAAUAUUGUUGAAGUGUUUGUCCUGUUGCUAUAGAACAAUUGUUUUGUAUACUGUCAUGGAUUUAAGAUAAUAAAAAUCUAAGAUUU